AUGGCAUCCCCUCCGCCCUCGCCGUCCCCCGCCGCGCUCAUCGCGCAUCUCGCCGGGUCGCCCGCGCCGUCCCGCCACCUCCUCGACAUCUCACUCCCGGUCGUGCUCCGCCUCCACGCCCUCUCCCCGCCGACGCUCCGUCCACUCUUCGACCGCCCCUUCCGCUUCCUCCUCACCCGCUUCUCCCGCUACGCGCUGACGCCGCUGAUGGUCCGGCUAUUCGCCCACAUGUACCACCGCGCCCCGCCUGCACCUACGGGUGCUACCUACAAUGCACUCAUCCGUGCCCUCUGCCGCCGCGCCGAUCUCCGCCACGCCCAACGGUACCUCAGCCUCAUGGUCCGCUCCGGUUGGCGCCCCGACGCCUUCACGUUCAACUCCCUGAUAUUGGGUUACUGCCGCACGCAGCAGCUGGAAGUAGCCCAAGACCUGUUCGACAAAAUGCCGUUUAGAGGGUUCUCACAAGAUGCAGUCGCUUACACUGCUCUAAUCGAAGGAUUUUGUGAGUCAGGGAGGAUUGAUGAGGCACUGGAGUUGUUCAGGGAGAUGGAGCAACCAGACAUGUACACGCACGCGGCCUUGGUAAAGGGGCUGUGUGAUGCCCGGAGAGGGGAGGAGGGUCUAUGUAUGCUGCAGAAGAUGAAGGAGCUGGGAUGGAGGCCAACCAACCGUGCCUAUGCAGCACUGGUCGAUUUAUGGUGUAGGGAACGGAAGGCUGAAGAGGCUGAGAAAAUGCUGAAUGAGAUGUUUGACAAUGGGUUGGUGCCUUGUGUUGUAACAUGCACCGCUGUCAUGAAUGCAUACUGCAGGGAGGCGAGGAUGAGUGAUGCAUUGAGGGUGUUUGAAUCCAUGAAGUUGAAAGGGUGUGAACCAAAUGUCUGGACAUACAAUGCAAUGGUGCAAGGUUUCUGUAAUGUUGGGAAAGUGUACAAAGCAAUGGCUUUGUUGGACCAGAUGAGAGAAUGUGGAAUAGAGCCAGAUGUUGUGACAUACAAUUUGUUGAUUCGAGGCCAAUGCAUUGAUGGGCAUAUAGAGAGCACUUUCAGAUUACUCCGUUUGAUGCAAGGAAAUGGUUUAGCUGCUGAUCAGUACAUUUACAAUGUGUUGAUUGAUGCUCUUUGUAAGACUGGGAAAGUUGAUGAAGCUUUCUCUCUUUUUGAUGGCCUAGAAUAUAGAGGCAUAAGACCUAAUUCUGUGACAUUCAAUACGGUGAUAAAUGGUUUAUGCAAGGCUGGUAAAUUCGAUGUUGCUUGCACAUUUUUGGAAAAGAUGGUUUCAGCAGGUUGUGCACCCGAUACCUAUACAUAUAGUCCAUUCAUUGAAAAUCUAUGCGAGACGAAGGGAUCACAAGCAGGAUUAUCCUUUAUAGAUGAGAUGCUACAAAAGGAUGUCAUGCCUUCGACGGUUAAUUAUACAAUUGUAAUUGACAGACUUUUCAAGGAGAUGAACUAUGGAUUAGCCACAAGAAUUUGGGGGCAAAUGGUGUCACUGGGGUGCAGUCCUGAUGUUGUCACUUAUACUACUUCUGUGCGUGCAUACUGCAAUGAAGGCAGGCUUGAUGAAGCAGAAAAUGUUGUGAUGGAGAUGAAAAAAGAGGAGGCUAGCAGAACACGUACUUCUGUGUGGAAGACUAUAGAGCUUGCUGAUGUCUUUGAAUUAUUUGAGCUAAUGAAGAAGAACAGCGUUCCUUCUAGUGCAAGAGCUUAUUUGGCCAUCCUGGAGGCGUUUUCUGAAGAUAGAAAAUUGGAUGAGGUGACUUCCUUGGUUUCUUGUAUGAAAGAAGAUAAUCUACCUCUGAAUGAAGAUAUAUACACUGCUCUUAUUAAUUGCUUUUGUAAAUUGAGGAUAUAUCCUGAUGCUUGGGCAUUGCUUUGCUCCAUGAUUGGACAUGGUUUUUUACCAAACUUAAUAUCUUACCAGCAACUGCUUUCUGGGCUUACUGCUGAAGGACAAGCAGAUAGAGCUAAAGAAAUAUUCAGAGGUUUGAGAUGGAAAGAGUACAAUACCGAUGAAAUUGUAUGGAAAGUUAUAAUUGAUGGCUUGAUAAGAAAGGGUCAUCCAGAUAUGUGCCAUGACAUGAUAUCCAUAUUAGAACAGAUGAAAUGCAAACCAAGUGAUGAAACGUAUGCAAUGCUGACAGAGGAAUUGUCCACCAGGGAAUAG
Miscanthus lutarioriparius is the source of this 2163-nucleotide messenger RNA. NCBI's taxonomy places the organism in Eukaryota, Viridiplantae, Streptophyta, Magnoliopsida, Poales, Poaceae. The record is from the annotation of a GenBank genome assembly.